This is a messenger RNA of Esox lucius (northern pike), 1424 nucleotides long. RefSeq names its product neuroserpin-like. The coding region runs from base 79 to 1335 and encodes 418 amino acids. The record is from RefSeq and is a predicted model, not a curated record. The transcript has 9 exons. NCBI's taxonomy places the organism in Eukaryota, Metazoa, Chordata, Actinopteri, Esociformes, Esocidae. Gene Ontology annotation, biological process: negative regulation of endopeptidase activity. Gene Ontology annotation, molecular function: serine-type endopeptidase inhibitor activity.
UAGUUGUCACCUGCACUGAAUUAGUUAGCUAUUUAGUCUGGUUCAAACCAAGGCUGCCAGAAAUGUGUGGCAACUGUGAUGAAGACAGUUAAAAUGAUGCACUAUCUCAGCCUUCCCAUGUUGAUUCUCAGCCUCCUGUCCAUCCUGCUACUGGGCCCUGGGUGCCGUGCGGCUGAUAUUCCAGAAGACCCCACGGCAGAGUUCUCAGUCAGACUGUACCACCACAUGCAGAGGGGGGAUGAGAACAUAAUCUUCUCCCCCCUGAGUGUGGCUCUGGCCCUGGGCAUGGUGGAGCUAGGGGCCCGCGGGGCCUCCCUCACAGAGAUACGCCAGGCUUUAGGCUUCAGCCGUCUACCAAAAGGUGCUGAAUUCCCUCUACUCCACAAACUGAUUGGAGUUCUGUCUGAGGAUGGCCACCACUAUGUCAUCCUGUUGGCAAACUCCCUCUUCCUGCAGAGCGGCAUGACCAUUAAACCAGACUUCCUGCAGCUGAUUAGGAAGUACUUCCAGGCUAAGGUGGAGAUGGUGGACUUCUGUAAAUCCUCUGCCGUGGCAGCGCAGCUCAAUGGCUGGGUGGAAAACCACACGAAGGGUAAAAUUCAUGACCUGUUUGAAGUUAAUGACUUCAGCUGUCAGACCCUGUUGACCCUGGUCAAUGCAGUGUAUUUUCGGGGCAGCUGGAAGAACCAGUUCAGGCUGAAAGAAACACGUCCCACCACCUUCAUCAAAGACAACGGGAGCAAAGUCCAGACACCCAUGAUGUACCAGAUGGGAGACUUCAACUACGGGGAGUUUGUUGACAGUUCGUCUGAGGCAGGUGGUACGUACCAGGUGUUAGAGAUGCCCUACCAGGGAGAGGAUAUGAGCAUGCUGAUAGUGUUGCCCAGGCAGGAGGUCUCCCUGGCAGCCCUGGAACCCAUCAUCGAAGCCCCUCUUCUGGAGGAGUGGGCCAGCAACAUCCAGAGGCAGGAGGUGGAGGUCUACCUGCCCAGGUUUAAGGUGGAGCAGAAGGUAGACCUGACACAAACUCUAAAGAAUCUGGGCAUCAAGAAAAUAUUCACAGACUACGCUGAUUUGUCUGCAAUGACCACAGAUGGAAACAAACCAUUUAUUAGGAAGGCAGUGCAUAAGGCCUACCUGGAUGUUACAGAAGAGGGCGCAGAAGGAGCUGCUGCAACAGGAGUAUUAGGUGACCGCAUGGCAAUACCCUUACCUCCAGUGACGCGUCCUACCUUCAAGGCUGAUCACCCCUUCUUCUUUGUCAUUAGAAACCGGAGGAUAGGUUCUAUCCUUUUCAUGGGAAGGGUCAUGACACCAGAGGUGGUCAGACCUUGAGUCCAUGGACCCUGAACAAUUACCAAUGGGAUUCCAGUGGCAUUGAUGACAUGCUCAACACCUAUGCAAUAAAUGCAACUUCUCUUUUC